GCAAACACUUCUGAUGUGUUGAUAUUCAGAGCUGCAUCAUGCAUGUGUUCAGGAUCUGGCGUGCGCUGUGUGUGCUUGGCUUUGUGCAUGCAUCUCUGAGUGUGAAUGAAGUUGAGUAUGAAGGAAACUACGCUGACAAUUAUGACAACGAGAUCUCCCAGGACCUUCAGGAGGGAGAAACUCCAGCCCCUCCAUGCCAGGCUGCAGAUUUCUCCCGCUGGGACAAACUCUUCAUCGCCCUGGAGGACUCCCACAUGAGGCAGAAUAUGCUCCUGGACUCUCUGGAGCAGUGCUGUGGAGGAAUGCACUCAGUCAGGACCCAGGUGGAUAAACUGGUUAAAGGGACGUCCCAUCAGUGUCCAUCCAGCCUGGAGUCAGCAUGCAGGGCGCAGGUGGAGCAGGCGAGUACCAGGCUGCAAAGAGGCUUUGUAGAACUGCAGGAAGAGGAAGAGGAGCGGGAGAGGAGGCUGAACACCACUUUGCAGCAGCUCCUGCACAGUAACCAUGAAGGGAACACUCGGCUGAAGCGUCUGGAGGAAGUUAGCGGCCUCAGAGCCAGGCCAUCGGGAGCGACAGACGGCAGAGUGGGACACCAACCCACGCAGAGACCUGGAGGUUUGGGUACAGCGUUUGGCUUGGGUAUGAAGUCGUUCCCAUCCGGACUCAAAGAGCAGGAGGUGAUUUCAGCAUUCGACAUGGUCACUAUGGAAAAGGCCUUGGUUGCUAUAGCGACAGAGCUGCAAAGGGUUCACCUGCAGCUGAGCAGAGUGAUCGAGCAGGUGGGAACACAGAGGAAGAUCAGAGGUGAAUCAUGAAGGGGGAGUAAAGAACUG
Molecule: messenger RNA, 833 nt
Organism: Cheilinus undulatus (humphead wrasse)
Lineage: Eukaryota; Metazoa; Chordata; Actinopteri; Labriformes; Labridae
Product: pentraxin-related protein PTX3-like
Exons: 2
Coding region: 39-815 (258 amino acids)
Biological process (GO): innate immune response
Molecular function (GO): complement component C1q complex binding
Source: RefSeq, a predicted model, not a curated record